AUGCAAUCACAGCAGUCAAAUUCAGCUGCUCCAGGGGAAAGUGCUGGGGGCCGGCCUCUUCGUGCUCUGCUCCCCGCAACAUCACCCAGGAGUGAGCCUCCGCCCACACAGUCAAAGCGAGCUCGCGUAACCCUAGCUUGCGCGGCAUGCAGAACUCGCAAAACCAAGUGUAAUGGCGAGCGCCCUCAGUGUAGUGAGUGUGCGGCUCGUGACAGCCAGUGUCAGUACAAGGAAACGGAAACUGCCCAGACCAAGCGUAAGCAUCAGGACCUAGAACAGCUGUUCGAGUUACUCAAGUCGCUGCCGUACGAGGACGCGUCCGAGACACUAGCACGAAUCAGGGCGGGUGAGGAGCCGCGGGACAUUGUCGAAACCAUUACGCAUGGCAAUGUGCUUAUGCAGAUUGCCACGGAGCUCGGGGGCAACAGGCCUAGUGCUGAUGAGAGUCCGACUAAGAGCAGGAGAGGGAGCGUCAGCGGCAUUGAAGAUGAAGAAAAGACCGAGUCUGAGAGUGCUGGCGGCGUUGGUGCUGGUGCUGGUGCUGGCAGCAGCGGGGAUACACAGGAGCUAGAGCCAAGGACGGCAGACGUACCAACGAGAGAAAAGAGCCGGUGA
Messenger RNA from Bipolaris zeicola 26-R-13, 615 nucleotides. RefSeq lists its product as uncharacterized. The transcript has 2 exons. Bases 1 to 615 code for a protein of 204 amino acids. Gene Ontology annotation, molecular function: DNA-binding transcription factor activity, RNA polymerase II-specific; zinc ion binding. Gene Ontology annotation, biological process: regulation of DNA-templated transcription. NCBI's taxonomy places the organism in Eukaryota, Fungi, Ascomycota, Dothideomycetes, Pleosporales, Pleosporaceae. The record is from RefSeq and is a predicted model, not a curated record.